Drosophila nasuta is the source of this 1741-nucleotide messenger RNA. RefSeq names its product DNA primase subunit 2 (gene Prim2). Gene Ontology annotation, biological process: DNA replication, synthesis of primer; DNA replication initiation. Gene Ontology annotation, cellular component: alpha DNA polymerase:primase complex. The record is from RefSeq and is a predicted model, not a curated record. NCBI's taxonomy places the organism in Eukaryota, Metazoa, Arthropoda, Insecta, Diptera, Drosophilidae. The transcript has a single exon. The coding region runs from base 95 to 1702 and encodes 535 amino acids.
AUACCAAUUACAUAUCGAUAAGUGCGACAGCUGUUGCUGAAUAUUUUUGGCGCCAUUAUUGUCAGUACCACAACAGAAAGAGAACAACGCGAACAUGGAUUUUAAUUUAAAGAAACGCGCACGCCAUGAUGUCAAAGUAGAAGUGGUUAGCUUGGAAUCCAAAUUCCCGCACAAUGUGAUGAUCUAUCAUUUCCCGCCCACGGAGGAUGUGCACAUCGAUGAAUUCGAAGAUCUCGCCCUGGAACGUCUGCGUCUAUUGCGUGUCUUCGAUCGCGCCACAACGAAGGGUCUUCGUAUGAUGUCCGAUGACUGGAAGGAAUACGUAAACGCUGAAUUGACCAGAGAUGGAUUACGCGGCUAUUUGCGCAUGUGCAGUAGCCACAGUGGCGGCAUCAAACAGGAAGCGGAUCUGCAGAUGCGUCGUCGAGAUUAUCUGUCACACUUUAUUUUGCGCCUGGCCUACUGUCGAUCGGAGGACUUGCUACGCUGGUUUGUGGCACGUGAAAUGGAGUUCUUCAAGUACAAGUUCGCCGCAUUGAGCACCGCUGAGAUUAAACAAUUUCUGGAAGAGAACAGCUUUCACAUACAACCGCUGACCGAGGCCCAGAAGGACGAGGUGAAGGAUGGUCUGUACGAGAGUACGGUGGGUCAAAGUGUGGCCAAGAUCGAAUUGCUCGAAUUCUACAAGGUGCCCUUCACACAAGUGCUGGACUUGGUGCGAACGCGUCGCUGCUAUCUGAAGGCGGGUUAUGCCUAUGUGAACACACACGAUCUGGUCUCGAUUGUGGCUGCCCGGCAGUUGGAAGAGAUUGAGCGUGGCAUGCAAGCAGCCAAGGCUUUCAUCAACGAUGUGGAGGCCGAUGAACGCAUUUCCCGCAUGCUUAAAUCCUUGCACAACUCGUACACGGGCAAGGACUACACGGUAUGCAAGGACGCAUCUGUGCCCAUCGAAUCGCUGGAUCAGCUCUCCAAGACAUCGAUGCCGCUGUGCAUGCGCAUGUGCCACGAUCACAUACGCAGCCAGCAUCACAUUAAGCAUGGCGGUCGGAUGCAGUACGGCCUCUUCUUGAAGGGCAUUGGCGUUAGUCUUGAGGAUUCGUUGCGCUUUUGGCGUGAGGAGUUCACCAAGAAAAUGGAUGUGGAUAAGUUUGCCCGCAGCUAUGAGUACAACAUUCAUCAUAACUAUGGCAAGAAGGGUUCCAUGGUCAACUACACACCCUACUCCUGCAUGAAGAUUAUCAAGGAGAUGGCAGCGCCAGGAGAUUGCCACGGCUGCCCCUACAAAUCGCUAGAUCCGCCUACAGUCAAGGCAAAACUUGCUGCCUAUGGCCUCUCGCCCGGUGCCAUCGAGGAGGUCAUGUUCUUUGUGACUCGAGGACACUAUCAAUUCGCCUGCGGCAAAUACUUUAUGCUCACACACAAUUCCAACGUGGAGCCGACCAUUAAUCAUCCCAAUAGCUACUUCGAGGAAAGCCAAAUACUCAUGGGUAAUAGACAAAAGUCAACUCGUACUCCAGGUCCUGUUCAGCCCACUAACAAAAGAGCGGGCAUCCGAGGAGCUGCAAAUAGAUCCAUGCUCAAUGGUGACGAUGAUGAUGAGCUGUGGCGCAUUGCUGAAUCCCAGGAGAAGGCGUACCUCAGUCAAAAGGGCAUCGCCGAGGCCUUCGACGAUGAUCUAGAUCUAACACAAAUUACUGAAUAAAUGUAGCGUUAGCUUUGUAAUCUAUAAUAUAUAUAACUU